Messenger RNA from Rhizophagus irregularis DAOM 181602=DAOM 197198, 866 nucleotides. RefSeq lists its product as uncharacterized. Lineage: Eukaryota; Fungi; Glomeromycota; Glomeromycetes; Glomerales; Glomeraceae. The record is from RefSeq and is a predicted model, not a curated record.
AUUUUUUUCAUGAAUAAACUUUCUUUAAAAAAUAAUAAUAAUAUUAACGCGUUAAUAUUAUUUAAGAUGGAACCGCCUCCUUUACAUAUACCUGAUAACAAUGAAUAUCCUGAAUCAAUCAAUAAUAUUUAUUCGAAUGAAUUUUCACAACCAGUAACAGAUAAAUCCCAAAAUAACCCUUGUAAUUGUAAUAGUUGUCUUUCUCUUUAUGUUAAUAAUAAUAAUAAUACAUUUACUACCAAUAAUUUUAAUACUGUUGCUAAUCCUCCACUUAUACAACAAUUUAUCAAUGAUGCUAACGAAAGAAGUUCACCAAUCUUUAUUCCAAAGGAAGAACAACGUAUUAUUGGUAAUGAACAACAAUUACAACCUAUUCCAGAUAUUUCAACUGAUACAACUGUUAACUAUACAGAACUUUUUAAGAUAGAAAUUUCUGGGGGAGUUGAAAUUGUUGUUAGAAAAAAAUCAUUACAAAAUUUGAAUUAUCAUAAUUCAGAAACACAACAACAACAACAACAACAACAACAACAACAACAACAUCAACAACAACAUCAACAACAACAUCAACAUCAACAUCAACAUCAACAUCAACAGAUUACUUCAAAUUUAACUAAUCGAGUUGGAAGAAUUCAGAAUAGAAUGCAUCCAUAUCAAAUGCCUAUUGAACAUAAUUCUUGCCCUCGUACUUAUGCUGAUUUAACUCCACAAAUAAAUCAACAAGGCAACAUUUCUGAUAUUAAUCAAAAUUAUGUUAAUCAAUAAAUGAUAAUAUGCUAAAUUUUUUAAGUAUGAAUGAAAUAAGAUAUUAUUUAUGGUAAUAAGCAUUGAUUUACGUUUUUAAUUAUACAAUUAAUUUGAUUAUGAUU